UCUCUCUACCUCACAUUUUCUCUGUUUCUCAAACUUUCUCGUCUAAGAAAAUACCUCACAUUCGCUAAAGCUUGAGUAAUCGGAAAAAAAUGGCUGGAGGUAUCGGAAAAUGUAGCAAGAUCCGGCACAUUGUGAAGCUGAGGCAAAUGCUCCGGCAAUGGCGGAACAAGGCGCGAAUGUCUUCUGUCAGACGAUCUGUGCCGUCGGAUGUGCCGUCAGGACACGUGGCGGUCUACGUUGGGAGCAGUUGCAGGAGAUUUGUGGUGCGCGCGACGUAUCUGAACCAUCCAAUCCUGAUGAAUCUCUUGGUUAAGGCUGAAGAGGAGUUCGGUUUUGCUAACCAGGGACCGUUGGUUAUCCCAUGUGAAGAAUCGGUUUUUGAGGAAUCGAUUCGGUUUAUAACUCGGUCAAGUCGGUUUACUUGUAUCGAUGAUUUAAAGAAGAACUGCCACGAUGGUAUUAGAAGCAAGCUGGAUCUUUUGAUGGAAUCUCGGCCAUUGCUUCACGGCGUCUCUGAGAAGGCUAUCAUUUGGUGACCAGAAAGAAAAUCGUCAUUCAAUUCUGACCCGGUUUGGCUCGGUACGAGUUUACUCGUAAUUGCAGAGUUUUGAAUAAUCGGCUGAUUCAAUC
This is a messenger RNA of Arabidopsis arenosa, 630 nucleotides long. The record is from the annotation of a GenBank genome assembly. Lineage: Eukaryota; Viridiplantae; Streptophyta; Magnoliopsida; Brassicales; Brassicaceae.